Leptinotarsa decemlineata (Colorado potato beetle) is the source of this 751-nucleotide messenger RNA. RefSeq names its product probable ribonuclease ZC3H12C. Gene Ontology annotation, cellular component: nucleus; cytoplasmic ribonucleoprotein granule. Gene Ontology annotation, molecular function: RNA endonuclease activity; mRNA binding; metal ion binding. Lineage: Eukaryota; Metazoa; Arthropoda; Insecta; Coleoptera; Chrysomelidae. The record is from RefSeq and is a predicted model, not a curated record.
UCGAGUUUGUUUGGCCGAAUUUCGUGGAGAACGAUAGUUCCUUGUCGGACCUCUCCGGUCGACCUAUACAUUAACAAACAUCCGGUUCGAAAUUUCAAUCUAGCACGUCGAGUUGUUGAUAUCGUCGCGUCGGGCGAGAAUUGCAUUCUUCGUUUUCGGUGAUCUUGUGUGCGGUGUGCUUUUGUUUAUCGUGUGGAGCAGUUGCGGUUGGCUGUGACAGAUGAAAAUAUAUUGUUGAGAGGAUAUGCUUGUGGCGGUAUGUCACGGAGAGUUGGUUCUAUCUAGAUAUGACAGUAAUCGGAGAGAAAUAUGUAGACGAAAUAUGCGUUGAGGGGUGCGCAGGAGCAGUGGCCGGAGAGGAUUCAAGUUACGAUUCUGACUAUGAAAACGAUCCACCGACCAGGCAUCAGGAUGUCUCUCGAACAACCAGCGAUACCUUGGCGGCCGAGUACGCCGAAUAUGUGCAGUCGGCGCCAGAAAUAUCUUCCGGAUAUACAGCCAGGGUAGAGUUUGCUUUGAAACUGGGCUACACGGAGAAAUUAGUUCAGGCUGCUUUGCAAAAGUUGGGUUCAUCUCCUACACAAAACGAACUCCUAGCGGAGCUCAUCAAAUUGGGAGCGCAGAAAGGCAGUUCCUGUGAUAGCAGUCCUAAUGAAAGUACUCUGGACAUGGUAUCUUUCCAGAUGGAGGCUGGCGAGGGAACUCAAUCGUUACGCCCGAUAGUCAUUGAUGGUAGUAAUGUGGCGAUGAG